GGGGGGAGGGGGGUAAAAAAAGGGCAGUAAAAAUGAAGCAGCCCUUAAAAACAGCCGACAAAUGAGUGUUUACGUCGGGUGAGAACGGACGCAGCGGACUAUCGUGUCGGUUAACCGGUUAACGGGGACAUAACGGGGGAUUAACGCGGAGCAGGAUUACACCGUCACCGAGGACACUGUGGGGAGAGCAUAAAGCGAGGAUGAGCUGGAAGUUGGGACCGGGGCUACGUUUGUGCAGGCGAACGGAUAUUUAACGCGUUAAGUUCGCCUGCCGCUGCCGCUACCUUCGCCGCCGCCUCUGAAGCGGCGCAGUGUGAAUAUUAACAGGGAGAAUUGUGAGCGAACUCCCGAAGCGAACAAGCAGAGCGGCGGCUGUUCGCGCCGAUGCCCUCGGCGAACUGCAGGCUGCUCCAGCAUGGCCGCGUCAUGAGGUGUCUCACGUAUCUGCUGCUCCUGCCAGAAACAAUCAAGAAGUCCAGGAAGGAGGUGAAGCUGCCGCCAUGCUAUGAGCUGCUGAGCCUGACGGGGGCCAAGAAGAAGCAGAGAGAGGAGGAGGUGCAGGAGGAGGAGGUGAUGGCUGCAGAGCUGUACUGUAACACCAGCCUGUCCAGCGGCAGCGCGGUGGCGGAGGAGGCGAAGGCGAAGGAGGCGGUGGUGAGUCCGGGAGGAGGAGGAGGAGGUGGAGCAGGAGGAGGUGGUGGAGGAGAGGUGACCAUCAGGACCAACAUCAACAACAACAACGUGGAGCCGCAGAGCUGGCAGAGCAGCCACCCGACGCUGAGGGAGAGGAAUGCCUUGAUGUUCAACAACGAGCUGAUGGCUGAUGUCCACUUCAUUGUUGGCCCCUUGGGGGGGUCCCAGAAGGUCCCAGCACACAAGUAUGUGCUGGCCGUGGGAAGCUCCGUCUUCUGUGCCAUGUUUUACGGCGAUCUGGCGGAGGAGGAGUCGGAGAUCCAUAUCCCAGAUGUGGAACCUGCUGCUUUUCUAAUUCUGCUGAAGUACAUGUACAGCGAUGAGAUCGACCUGGAGGCGGACACGGUGCUGGCCACCCUGUACGCCGCCAAGAAGUACAUCGUCCCGGCGCUGGCCAAGGCCUGCGUCACCUUCCUGGAGACGAGCCUGGAGGCCAAGAACGCCUGCGUGCUGCUCUCCCAGAGCCGCCUGUUCGAGGAGCCCGAGCUGACGCAGCGCUGCUGGGAGGUGAUCGACGCCCAGGCCGAGCUGGCGCUGUGCUCCGAGGGCUUCUGCGAGAUCGACCUGCAGACGCUGGAGAUCAUCCUUCGGCGGGAGACGCUCAACACCAAGGAGGUGGUGGUGUUCGACGCCGUCAUGAACUGGGCCUCCGCCGAGUGCAAGAGGCAGGGUUUGGGCCCGACGACCCGCAACAGGAGAGACGUGCUGGGCAAGGCGCUGUUUCUGGUGCGCAUCCCGUCCAUGAGCCUGGAGGAGUUCGCCGACGGGGCGGCGCAGUGCGACAUCCUGACGCUGGAGGAGACGCACAACGUGUUCCUGUGGUACACCGCGGCUAAAAAGCCCCACCUGGACUUCCCCCUGAGUGCGAGGCAGGGUCUGGCGCCGCAGAGGUGCCACCGCUUCCAGUCCUCGGCCUACCGGAGCAACCAGUGGCGUUACCGCGGCCGCUGCGACAGCAUUCAGUUUGCGGUGGACAAGAGGAUCUUUAUCGCCGGUCUGGGGCUCUACGGGUCGAGCGGCGGCAAGGCGGAGUACAGCGUCAAGAUCGAGCUGAAGAGACAAGGGGUGACGCUGGCGCAGAACCUCACCAAGUUCGUGUCGGACGGGUCGAGCAGCACGUUCCCGGUGGGGUUCGAGCACCCGGUUCAGGUGGAGCAGGACGCCUUCUACACGGUGAGCGUCGUGCUGGACGGGAAUGAACUCAGCUAUUUCGGCCAGGAGGGCAUGACGGAGGUGCAGUGUGGGAAGGUGACAUUUCAGUUCCAGUGCUCCUCCGACAGCACCAACGGGACCGGGGUCCAGGGAGGACAGAUCCCCGAGCUCGUGUUCUACGCGUGAGCCGCUCGGGACGCUUUUACGCCUCCCAGCCUUCAGAGAAAUGUAGCAUUCAAGACACUCGACUAAUGUCACACUAAAUGGCCUGGUUAGUUCAGAGAAAGACUAUUUUAAAAAGCCAAGAAGCUGUCCUUUUAUCUUAUUUAAUUUAAUGUUAUUUUGUUUUUUAAUUUAAAUACCGGGUUAACGUUAUUUGCUCUGACGCCUGUGUUUAGGGCUGCGGCUGCUGUAGAAACAACAUUAAUACGGUGAUUUGUGGUUAUGUAAUCAAGCUGAGCUCCACCGCUGGAACAAGUAGGGACCGCUUCUAAUUGUGUAAUUGCAAGUCUAUAUGCAAUGUUGUUACUAUGGUCUAAGCAGCAAUAUGACACCAGGAGCAACCUUUUAUGUAGUGUUAUGAUUCUAAAUGCAAAAAAAAUAAGUAGAGAAAAAGCAGAGUUGUUUUGCACUUCAGAGGACGGCCUCAGAAACAUUGUGUCUUUUGUAAAAGGAUAAAAAAAAAAAAUACAAUUUAACUGUUAGCAGCUUGAUGCUGUUAAAGAUGACCAGAUGUGUUCUGUACAAGAAUGCUUAUACACCUGAUGAUACUACAUAAA
Messenger RNA from Anoplopoma fimbria (sablefish), 2624 nucleotides. Its product is annotated as BTB/POZ domain-containing protein 6-B-like. Gene Ontology annotation, molecular function: protein binding. Gene Ontology annotation, cellular component: cytosol. The record is from RefSeq and is a predicted model, not a curated record. Lineage: Eukaryota; Metazoa; Chordata; Actinopteri; Perciformes; Anoplopomatidae. Gene Ontology annotation, biological process: neurogenesis. The transcript has 4 exons. Bases 385 to 2031 code for a protein of 548 amino acids.